This is a messenger RNA of Drosophila gunungcola (fruit fly), 5042 nucleotides long. Its product is annotated as longitudinals lacking protein, isoforms J/P/Q/S/Z. The record is from RefSeq and is a predicted model, not a curated record. Bases 575 to 2830 code for a protein of 751 amino acids. The transcript is spliced from 6 exons. Gene Ontology annotation, cellular component: nucleus. Lineage: Eukaryota; Metazoa; Arthropoda; Insecta; Diptera; Drosophilidae. Gene Ontology annotation, molecular function: protein binding; DNA binding. Gene Ontology annotation, biological process: regulation of transcription by RNA polymerase II.
GCUAUCGAUCGGGCACCUAAGGACAUUGAAAUCCAAACCGUGCGACCAGUUUUCGGUGUUGUUUUGCCAAUCGCAUAAAUUUGUUGCGCGCCAUUUUGUUUUUGGAAAGGAAGGCAAAAAAGAAAAAAUAAAACAAAAAGGCAAAGUUUAUAAAAAUAAAGGAACAAAAAAUAACCAAGGGAAAUGCAAGUGAAAAACAUGUGGUGCUGGCGAUAGAUUGUGUAUCAGUGUGACUCGCAAUGCGUGCGGCCUAGAAGUCGUAACCCCCGCCCCCGAGAACCAAAGCCCCGACCGCCCUUCGCACACACACACACAUCUGUAUCUACAAACUGCUCAUAAAUUUUAAUUAAUUCAAAAGGCAGAGGCAAAAACAAAGCACAAAAAACACCGGAAAACAGGGAAAAUUAAUAAAAAUCAAUAGAGCGGCGGGAGGCGAUAAAAAGAGUGUUAUCAGUGCGGUUUAAUUGGCUGCAAAGCGCAGAAGAGGAGGAGGAGGAGGAGUGGAGCGGGAGAAGGAGGAGGUGGCACCUCCGGAGAUUGAGGACUAAAUCCGGGACACGGAGGAGCCAUCACCAUGUCCGUGCAGCAGUUCUGCCUGCGUUGGAACAACCACCAGCCGAACUUCAUAUCGGUCUGCUCCUCGCUGCUGCACAAUGGCACCCUGGUGGACGUCACCCUGGCCGCCGAGGGGCGCCAACUGCAGGCCCACAAAAUAGUGCUUUCCGCUUGCAGUUCGUACUUUCAGGCCCUGUUUACCACAAAUCCGUGCCAACAUCCCAUCGUCAUCCUGAAGGAUGUGCAGUACGAUGACCUAAAGACCAUGGUGGACUUUAUGUACUAUGGCGAGGUGAAUGUGUCGCAGGAGCAGCUGCCGCACAUCCUCAAAACGGCCGAGAUGCUCAAGAUCAAGGGCCUGGCGGAGAUGCCCACGGAUCCGGCCAAUCUGACCAAGUCGGACAGCAAAUCCUCCACCGAUGGCAACGAAUUGGUGGGUGGCGGCGGUUCGGGUGUGGGCACUGGAGCGGGCACUUCGACUGGCAGCUUAGGCGCCGGCAGUGGCAGCAGCGUGGGCGAUUCCCUGUGGAGCAGCAGCGAGGCACAGCAGUUCCAGCAGCAGCAGCAGCAACAACAACAGGCCCAGCAACAGGCGCAGCAUCAUCACCACCAGCAACAGCAGCAGGCGGCGCUGCAGCAGGCGCAGCAGCAACAGGCGCAGCAGCAGCAACAGGCGCAGCAGCAGCAACACCAUCACCACCACCAUCAGCAGCAGCAGGGCGGACAGGGACAGGCGGGGCAGACGCAUCACCACCAGAUGCGACGCACGCCUUCGCCCUUGAGCGCCGGCACUUCGCCGGCCACCAGGCGCAAAAGAUUGCGCAAAUCCUCGAAUAACGGCUCUGGCGAACGCAACAAUGUGGAGGAGCAGCACAAUAGCUCAUUAGAUGCGGGCAAUGGCGCCGGGAAUGCCGGUCUAAGUCUCGCCCAGAUGAGCCAAAUGUCGUUUGGCGCGGGCGGCAGCCUGGCCGGUCACUCGCUGCACGCGGCCAAGCUGCUCAAGGAGUCGGCUAGCGCCGAGCUCGAGCAGCAACCGCAGGACUCGGAUCUGGACGACGGACACGGACACUUACACAUGCAAAUUAAGCCCGAAGUGGACAUUGGCGGCGUGAAUCAGACGAUGCCCCUGGACAUCUCUGGCGGAACCACACCAUCCGAGCACGAUGCGCCCAACUCCCAGUCCUCGCACUCGGGUCUGCAAUGGACAGUUGUCGAUUCGAACUAUCCGCGCUUCUCCCUGCCCGCCUGCCAGUCCAACUUGCUGGGCAAUGGCGGUGGUGGCAGUGGUGGUGGCGGCACUGGCAGUCAGAGCAGUGGUGCAAAUAGCACCGUCAAUAGCGAUCAGCGGCAGCAGCACGAGGCCCAGCAACAGGCCGUCACCCAGCAGCAACAACACCUGCAGCAGCUACACUACCAACAGCAGCAGCAGCAACAGCAGCAGGAGCAGGCCUCCGCCUCGGGACAGGCCUACUCAUCGCAGAUCAUCACCGUGAACAACCUAGUCGGCAGCUACGCGACGGCGGCCCAAAACCUAUCGCCCAGCGAAUCGAACAUGGUGCAAUCGGUCUACAGUCAGGGUCCGACGCCCACUCAAUCGCCCGCGCAUACGGGCGGAGCCAGUGCCGUCGGCGCAGGAGGAGCAGGAAAUGCUGGCAGUGCGGGCAACGGAGGAGCUACUGGGCCAGCCAAUCAGGUGGUGAAACGCAAGCGAUCGGUGAAUCCGCAGGGAGAUGAGAACUUUAUACGCGCUCUGGAGGCAGUGCGCACGGGCGGCAUUGGUUUCUGCAAGGCAGCACGACUGUAUGGCGUCAAUAACAGAACUCUCUGGCUGGAGUACAAGAAGCGGGGCUACCCCGUGUCCAGGCCCAGCAUAAAGGCGCGCGUGGUCAAGCAGGAGCCGAAUUUGUCGCCCUCGCCCACGCCCUCAACGAAUCAGGGUGAUGACAACACCAACGAGACGUUGAGCAUGCAGAUUCCUCCCCAAGCGGAGACGCCAACGCCCUCGCUGAUGUGCACUCCGCAUCAUGCGGGCUUGGGGAGUGGAGCUGGCAGCCUGCCCGGCGGGGGAAACUCCCACCCAGCCAUUGGCGUGAUGAGCCUGUUCGAUCCGCGCUACAUGGACUCCCCCGGCAAUGUGCACUCGAUGACGCGGCAGCGUUACAUUGAAGCCACCGGCGGAGGAGCGGGCGCGGGAACGGGCGCAGGAACUGGAACCAUCAAUGUCAAUCCCACCACCGCCAUGAAUCUACAGAGUAUUAACUUCAACUCGAUAUAGAAUACGAUUUCGAGCCAGGCGGGGGGGACGGCCACUCUGCUGCAGGCAGCCGCCGUGAUGGCCGCCAGUGGAGCCGUGGAGUCAGCGGAAUCGCAAGCGCAAUCGCAAUCCCAAUCCCAAUCCCUGAGCAUAUCAGCCAUGCCCAUGCCCGUCUCCGUUCCCAUGGGCAUGGCCCAUAGUUUCCUCAUCAAUAACUUUGUGACGGUGGCUGCUGCACCGCCGGUGACGGGCCUGCAGUACUUGGACAAGUCGUAGGUCCAAGUGGGUCCACCAAAUCGAUCGAUACAGGUAUUAGAGCAAAACGGCACCAAUCUAGUGUAUAUAGCAGCGGACCGCUUUUACGGAAGAGUGGCAAUAGGAUAGAUGGAUGCAUGACGGAAUGGAUUCCUGCGCUGAGCUGAGCUAAGCAGAGCAGGAGAGGAUCGCAAAGCUGGAGAGGAUCGAAUCGGAUCAGUUAGAAUGAUAGAAUGACAGAGAAGACGAGGCGAGCCGGCCGCACUUGUAAUAAUUUUUUAGAACCUAAUUCCUUAAGCUUAAAGUUUUGAACGCUACAUUUUAACGAUUGUUAACUAAGUAAAUCGGUAGUACAGAUCUUCGAUAUAUAUAUAUAUAUAUAUAUAUAUUUAUAUAUAUAUUAGCUAUAUUACGUGUAAAGGAAUAAUUGUAAUUGUACAUAAAUUAUACAAUUUUAUUAGUGUUAAUCGCGAACAUCAAAUGAUUUGUAAAGCAACCAACUGCAGCUAAAAAAAAGUGGUGCUGUGUGUGCCAGCAGCCGAACAAACCUUGCGGAAUCAUCCGUUCCAUAUUCCACUUUUUUGUAAUGCGAACACAAGCAAUGGACGAAACCAAAAAUUUUAUCUGUAAUCGUAUAAUGAUAAAUGUUAAGGACAAAAUGAGAUUUAUUGGCACAUUUCUGGUAACAAAUUUUCCAAUCCCACAUUUUCGUGGGGUUUGCUCUGGCUCUGGCGCAUUAGAAAUAGGUUUUCUUCCUCGUUUCGAAUGAGAUUUCAAUUCUGCACUUGUGUUACAAUAGCAAAUAUCAGUAUGUAGAGGUACUCCCGCAUUAUAUUUAGCUUCUUAUCAAUGUGAACAGAGUGUGAGCGGUGAAGAAUCCACUCUAUUUGAAGCAUAAGCGUAAUCGUUAGCGAACAACUCCCUUCGACUUCAAACCGAAUAAAUGUCAUGAACAGAGGGAUAUAGAGUGAUCUAUAUCUGCAAUAGACUAACAGAUCAACAGAGGAGCAUGUAAGAGAACCGGAUAUGUACGAUAAGAUAUGUACCAAUCAAUAUACAUGUAUAUAUAUUUAUAUUUGUGAAUGUAUCCAAAAGAUUUUUUCAUUUCUUUCCGAGGUUUUUACGUUUACACGUUUCCAAAUGCGACAACAACAUAUCUAAAGGGGGUAUUCAAUACGGGGACUCUUAUUUAUUUUGGCACUUUUGGUUCUUGACGAUUUCUUUGUACAUAGGUAUGUACAUAUUGAGGCGGUAAUGAUUACAAGAUACAGAUACGCAAACAAACGAAACUUAAAGAUAACUCGUAACCACCCAAAAUCCUAAACGGAGACUGCAGCUAAAAGGCAAAUAGAAAACCAAAACAGAAACACAAACACAAACGGAAACGUAAACGGAAAACGCAUAUGUCGCGAUUCCGGUUAUGAAUAACGAUUACGAAUAGUGUGUUUUUAAUACGAUUCAUAUACAUAAUGUAACUAAUAGAGAACUUUUUAUAUUGUGUCAAGGCAUACUAAGAACUAAGCGUGAUUUGUUAGAAGUCAUAGAGUAACGUAACUUUGAUAAUGGACUUUUAUUACACUCGCCCACACAGAAAUGCCAUGAUAUAUCAUGGUGGAUCCCCACGAUCCCAGGUCACAGAAACAACCAACCCAGAACAGAACCCAACAGAACACGGAUGAACGAAAAUAGCAGAAACAAUAAGCAAAUAUUACUAACUCUGUUUCCUACAAUUGCAAAGUACCAAUAACUACGCUAGUUAUGUGUGUUAAAUAUAUAUAUAAAUUAUUUAAAUCAGCGCAAGUGCAUAAGUGAACCGAUUGUAUUAUAAGUUGCAUGUACCAUACCAAGUAAUGCGAAUGCGAGCCCCACACGAAUAUCGAGAUCGUGAUCGUGAUCGGGAUCGAGAUCGAUAUGGAACGAACAUUCUAGACUGUAGUCGAUGUGCAAGAAACGAAUAAACUUUCAAAACUACAACGUA